Phaethon lepturus (White-tailed tropicbird) is the source of this 2169-nucleotide messenger RNA. RefSeq names its product focadhesin-like. Gene Ontology annotation, biological process: regulation of post-transcriptional gene silencing. The record is from RefSeq and is a predicted model, not a curated record. Bases 1 to 2169 code for a protein of 722 amino acids. Lineage: Eukaryota; Metazoa; Chordata; Aves; Phaethontiformes; Phaethontidae. The transcript is spliced from 18 exons.
AUGAUGCUAGAUCAGCUUGAUAUUUUGGAGUAUGUGAAUCUUUAUUUUGGGUUUCGGGGAUUGGUUGGUUGGUUGGUUUGUGAAGUACCCGGUCAACAGAUGAACUUACUUCUAAUGAAGUCCCUCGAUGCACUGGAAGACUGCUGCUUUGACACGAGUCUGGAGUACAACACUGGAUGUAUUUUGGGAGUAGGACUUGUUCUUUCACUUAUGAGUCACAGUAGCCAAACUGAAUCUCGAGUGCAUGUUUCCACUUCGUUGCGAAAACUCCUUAAAUACCUGGACAGCAGUGAGGAUCAAAGCAGAUGGGUCCAGGAGGUACUUGCCUAUUCUGUGGCCUGUUCUUGUGUGUCUGCUUUCAGUGUUGGAAUCGUAGAAGCAGCUGAGGCGGAGGAAGCCAUGAACAAGCUAUGGACCUUAGUGGAAAAUAGUCAGCAGACCCACAGUUUUGCUUUAGCUCUAGGUGCAAUAGUACAUGGAUUGUCAGCUUGUGGCCAUGGGAAAGCUGAAGACCUGAGUAACAGGCUAAUGCCAGCCUGGCUAAAAACUGUGCUUGCAGAGGGUUCUCCAACGAUGCAGCGUCUGGCUGCUGUCAAUGGGCUGGUUGCACUGGUGGGCUCUGAAGGAGGCAUGAUACAGCUGAAAUCUGAGAGCAUUCAGUCCUCCCAGUUUCAAAGUAAGCUGAAUGAGGUCAUCAGAACCCUUACACAGAUAAUCAGUUUUUCGGGGCAGAUUGGCCUUCAGACAAAUGCAGCAGGUCUUUUGGGACGCCUUCAUAUGUCCUGUUUGUCUUUUACCCAGAACAGGGCAUCCGUUCCUCCAGAUUUUAGCUACUUGCCUGAAAACAGCUUUAUCAGGGCAGCCAUUGACUUUGCCAUUGAAGGUGGAAAGAAAGGCCCUGAAUCUGUCCCAACUGAGCUAGUGAAAGUAGCACUGGCACCCAUUGCAUUAGUUGGAGAAAGCCAUCAGUAUCCACCUGUAAACUGGGCAUCCAUUCUUUCUCCUUUGAUGAGACUAAACUUUGGUGAUGAGGUAAAACAUCUCUGCCUUCAGCUGGCUGCAACACAGGCCCAGUCAUCUCAAAAUGCAGUGAUGCUUUUGGGGAUGUGGGUGGCACCUCCCCUUGUCUACAGUCUCAGUGUGAAAACCCAGAAAUAUCUUUUCACAUCCCUGCCCCUGUGGAUGAAACACGUUGCAGAAGACAAACUGCAGUCUUUUACAGAAGUGUUUCUGAUACAACAAUUUGAAGUGAACUACCGUGCAAAAACUCCAGAAAUUUGCCAGUGUGUUUUACAGGGGCUCCUGCAAGCAAUGAAACUUCCAAACCUUGCCCAGUACUGCUGGAGCUUUCUGUGCCAGGCUGUGGAGAAAAUAUUUGCGCUUCUACCAAAUGAGGUUCAGAGAGGCAAACUGGAGAUGUAUACCGAUGUAGCAAAAUGUAUCUCAGAAAUGGCUGAUUCAGAGAUUGAUCGCAUUGUCCAGAUCUCUAAGAACAAUAUAGAGAAGGCUACAUUCACGAAAGUGUAUUUAAUUUCUCAAGGCAGAUUGCCUCUGAUGAACUUGAAUGCCGUGAUUGAUACUGUGGCAGGAUAUCACCAGAAAGAAAAUUUUUUAUGGAUGCUCUUGCAUAGUUUCUAUCAUGCUCGUAUUGUGAGCCAUGAAAACACAGGAGUGCAGAAAAGAAUGGACUGGCUGCUAGACCUGAUGGGCUACAUCAGAAAUGUAGCAUACCAGUCAACACCCUUACAAAAUGUCGAUCUUAAAGAGUGCAUAGAUUUCCUCCUGUGGCUCUUUGCAGCUUCUGUGGUGGCCUGGGCUGACCAUGGUGCACCAUUACUGCUUGGCCUCAAUGCUAGCUGGUCACCAUGGAAGGACCAAACAAUACCACCGGCAUUAUCUGAGGAUCACAUUGGCAAGCAUCCCACUGAAAAGUUUGCUGUGCAGGAGACUCUCACUCUCCUUCCGAGCAGCAUUUCCCUUUUGCUGGCUAAAGAGCCUUGGAAAGAACAAACACAGAAGUUUACUGACUGGCUGAUCAAUAUGAUGGAAAGUCCUAAGGAAGCAUUAUCAAAAUCUUCCACAGACCUGCUGAAAGUUACACUUCUGGCCUUGAGAUCUCUUGCAGAGUUCAAGAAGAAAGCAGUGUGGACCAAAGCUUAUGGGUGGUAG